ACAGCACGAACUGGAACGCGCGAACGUAUGUUCUCGCGAUAUUUAAAGAUGAACGUAUCGCACGUAGCCAGGGUGGAAAUGCGAUCUAGUUUGGUAACGUCUUUCAUUUGAAUUAAUGUCUAUUUUUGAAAAGAAGCUUUGAAAACUUCGAGAAAUCCAUUCAUAUCUGAACUAGAGCAAUUGUUAUCUUAAAGUGCAGUUCUGGCUGGAAAAGCAUCGAUUCCACUUCCUCAACUCUAAGCAAUCACCAUGAUGGAAGUAGCAGACAAUGUUCCACCAGGCUGUCAAAUGUCCUGCUCGUUUUAUGGGUGCAAGAGGACCUACAACAGUCCAGAAGCAUUGAAUAGUCAUCUUCAGGACCAUCAAAAGAACACUGCCCAGUCUCUUCCAGGAAAAGCUUUCCUGUGCUCUCAAAUAGGAUGUGAUGGUUCAUUCAACAACAUGCAGCAGCUCAUGGAACAUAUGAGACACCAUCACAAGCCAAAUUAUUUUUUCUUGUGCGAGAGCUGCAGGGCCAAACUGCGUUCUUACCGCACUCUCCUCAAACACCUGCAGACCUGUGCCAAGGUUGCUAAGAAUAAGGCUGCAGUAAAGACAGAGCCUGACGCAGAGCCCACCGGUGUUACUCUCACUUCUGGUGACAUGGAACCAUCUGGACCCAUCUUAGCCCCAAAUAUACCCGAGGAGAUGGAGUCUAUGCCAUCUAUGCCCUCUUUAGCAACACAUUCAACACCGGCAAACAUGCCAGUAACCCAGCGGCCCCCAGAAAACAGUGCUUUCGCUAACCUGACCCCUGCAGGCCCUGCAUCUCUGCUCCUUGCCACUCUAAAUUCUGCCUCGACCCAAAAUCUUCCUUGCAAACCAGAAUCCCCCUACAGCCCCUUUCCACCCACUCUGUCUCCUGUUAACCCAGCUAUCCUGCCAGAUCCAGGGCAGCAGCAGCAGCAGCAGAGGUCUCCCAGGUCUGGUCCUCCCAGUCUGCCCUCUUCACCGCCCCUGCCGUCAUCGCCAGGAUCAAAUGCAGUCUGGAGGAAGAACCAAGCUCAGUCCUUCAACUGCCGCAUCCUGUGGGAACACACAAGAGGGCGAUACAGCUGCCUACAGUGUGGCCACUGCACCCCAGACCGGGGGGAGAUGACCGCUCACAUUGAAGGCCAGCACAGGAACCCAGGUGGCAAAGUGAACGGUGAUCAUGAUACAGAGAUUGGCACUGCUUCUUUACUGGCUAAGACUUCACUGCACACUGAGAACUCAACUUAUACACAGCUCUAGCAUGAAAUGAGAUACGAAACCUGCUGAUUGACAAAGAAAUUUUGUUGUAGCUUUUUAUACAGAGAGAGCAACUCAGUGUUUUCAUUUGACUGUUAGUGUGGACUUCAAGAAUCUCUAUGAUCUGGAUCUGUCACAAGUUCUGCAUGCCUUGUCUUCAGUAAGCAUUUGUCAGUCAUCUUAGAAAAAGACUUGUUAGGUUUCAUUAUAUAAUUUGGAAUUGCAUAUAAAUAACCUGAGUAAUGUUGUAAUAUUAUGUCACCUACAUUUUUUUUAAAAUCUUUUUGCAGGAGGCUGUAUCUCCAGAACCGUAUUCAUGUUUAAAAAAGAAAUCUUGGCCACUUGUAAUUGUUUCUGUAGUGUUUACUACCUGCAAAUAAAGCCUGUUAGAAAAAAUGAAAAA
This is a messenger RNA of Ctenopharyngodon idella (grass carp), 1672 nucleotides long. RefSeq names its product zinc finger protein 414-like. The record is from RefSeq and is a predicted model, not a curated record. Bases 250 to 1272 code for a protein of 340 amino acids. The transcript is spliced from 7 exons. Lineage: Eukaryota; Metazoa; Chordata; Actinopteri; Cypriniformes; Xenocyprididae.